AUGAAGAAUGAUCAAGUGGUAACAGACCAAUUCCACAAACCCAGAAGACCCAAAUACCGGGAAGUAAGCUCUCGGUUUCUAUCGUCGCCAACCACCGCAGAAACCACCACGCUCCCAUCACCGAACCACCCCAUCUCGCCGGUCCGCCGCAAACCCAAAAUCGACGAUUCGGGCCCCAACCGCGGACUAUGGCCCUCCUCAAUGUCGUCGCACAAGAAACUCGACACUCUCGCCGACCACCUCGGAAACGACGGGCGAGAAGAUCGAAUCGAACGUAAAGGUUCAAUCUUUGACAGACAGAGGAGCUACAGAGAGUUUGGUUUGUUGGAUAAUCCGAAAGAAAACGCCAAAGAAAAUCACAGACCCAUUUUUGGUGGGUCAAUGAGAUACACUGGAAAAUUCAGUUUUCCCGGAAAAUCUAACUCGUCGUCUUCUUCUACUUCGUCGUCUUCGAGCAAGUUUUCGAGCAAUUCAAAUGUGGCUGCUCCUCGGAGAUUUUCAGUGGACGAAAAUGCUCUGCAUCAGAAGUCGUCUCGCCGAAUUUCGGAUGCUCUUGAUUCGGGAUCGGAGUGCAGUGACGGCUAUUCAGGGAUGACCAUGGGGUCUCCAAAUGUCGGUCAGAGUGCUCGAAAAUCGGGUGUGGAGGUUUCUUCUAAGUACAUGAAUGAGAUUACCUUAAGGCAUCGGAGACGGACAUCGGAUUCUAACAUCGCAAAUCCGAUAUCGGGAGACAAGUCUCCGAAGCUGAACAAAUUCACCAUUAAAAAUGUGAUCAGGAGGGCUCAUUCGCUGACAGCGACCACACAGUGGGCGCUUUCACCGGGAAGAACAGGGUCGCCGACGAUGUCUGUGGAGAAUAAGGGAGUUCAAUUGUCGUCUUCGAGCAUGAAGCCUCCUAUGAGUCCCUCAAAAACCAAAGGGGUGGAGAAGUUGCUCAACUUGGGGUUGGACUUGUUCAAGACUAAAAAAUCUUCUUCUUCGCCGUCUAGUGUGUUGGUGAGGUAUGGUUCAGUUUCUUCGGGUUCAAGUAUGACAGAGAUGGGUCAUCAGCUUCGGUUGCUUCAUAAUCGAAUCUUGCAGUGGCGGUUUGCGAAUGCUAGAGCUGAUGUUGUGAAUCAGAACAUAGCAAAUCAAGCACAGAUCAAUGUUUUAUAUGCUUGGGACGGUUUGAUGAAGUUGCAACAUUCCGUGCUACAAAAGAAAGUGAAGCUACAUAAAGAAAAGCUUGACAUGAAGCUGAACUUUAUACUUUAUUCCCAACUGCUGCAAGCUAAAAAUCACCAUUUAGCUUCAGACAGGAUCUCGACAUAUCCUCGUCUCCUCCAGCAGGUUUUCCUCCUCUUCAUUGUCUGCAACCUGGAAACUCGUCAGCGCGCCCGUUUCCAGUAA
Messenger RNA from Malus domestica (apple), 1389 nucleotides. Its product is annotated as QWRF motif-containing protein 3-like. Gene Ontology annotation, molecular function: microtubule binding. The record is from RefSeq and is a predicted model, not a curated record. Gene Ontology annotation, cellular component: nuclear microtubule; cytoplasm; centrosome. Gene Ontology annotation, biological process: spindle assembly; centrosome cycle. Lineage: Eukaryota; Viridiplantae; Streptophyta; Magnoliopsida; Rosales; Rosaceae.